Molecule: messenger RNA, 2199 nt
Organism: Aspergillus candidus
Lineage: Eukaryota; Fungi; Ascomycota; Eurotiomycetes; Eurotiales; Aspergillaceae
Product: putative diacylglycerol O-acyltransferase (DgaT)
Exons: 4
Coding region: 398-1975 (525 amino acids)
Biological process (GO): triglyceride biosynthetic process
Cellular component (GO): endoplasmic reticulum membrane
Molecular function (GO): diacylglycerol O-acyltransferase activity
Source: RefSeq, a predicted model, not a curated record
GGGUGGGUAAGGUACUGUACCUAGUAAGUAGUAACCUUAGCUAACGGAAAGAGAAAGAGGCCUUUGCUCCUCGCUCGACAAACGUUUCUAAUCUCCAACCCCGCCAUGUUGCCCUGGACCUUCUUCUCUCUUAUCUCACCCUUUUUCUCUCCUUCUUCUUUCUCUGUCACUCUUCUUGAUUUUAUCUGGUGUCGAUGGUGUGUUAUGAUUGAACCAGCAGGGAGUCAGGUCGCAAGCAGUUGUCCCCUCUAGCAGUAUUAUACCUACUGUGCCGAGCUUUUCCUCUCCAAUUUGCACAUGAUAGUCCGCCUUUCACGGUCGCCACUAGUCUCCUGUCGCUCCAGUUUCACUUGGAUUUUCUCAACUGUUCAAGCUUAAUCAGGGUAUUUGGGAGAAGAUGAGUGAAGAUUCAUCGCCGGCGACCGCGUCAAGCACCGCCGUCGACUUGGGAAACCAUAACCACCCUUCCAAUUCCAAUGGAACGGUUCAGAACGGGGGCGAGUCCCCGCCCGAUGAAGCUUCCCCGGCACCGACCGGAUCAAGGCGCAGUAAAUAUCGUCAUGUUGCGGCCUACCACUCUGAGAUACGGCAUUCGUGUCUGACCCGGGAUUCCAAUAUAGCCACGAGCUUUCUGGGGUUCCGGAAUCUGAUGGUCAUCGUCCUGGUGGCGAUGAACCUCCGAUUGAUCAUUGAAAAUUUUAUGAAGUACGGAGUGCUUAUCUGCAUCAAAUGCCACGACUACCGGAAACAAGACGUCGUGCUGGGGUCGAUGCUCUUCGCGCUUAUUCCUUGUCAGCUCUUCGUUGCCUACGUCCUGGAGCGAGCGGCGGCGGGGUUGGCCAAACAGACGGUUGGUCGGAGUAAGAAAGACGGCCAGACGGGGCAGGGUGAACGGGACCAGCAGUUCAGGAUCUUCCGGACCAUCUGGCGGUUUGCGCUCCCUUUACAUAUCCUGAAUGAUGUCGUCAAUCUGGCUGUGACGAGCUUCGUGGUCUACUACUACAUCCAUCACCCAGGCAUCGGCACGCUCUGUGAGGUCCAUGCGAUCAUCGUAGCCAUGAAGAACUGGUCCUACGCUUUCACCAACCGUGACCUACGCGAGGCGAUGCUGAAGCCGUCCGUCGAAUCGAACCUUCCGGAGAUUUACUCUUCCUGUUCGUAUCCGAACAACAUCACGCUAGGCAAUCUAGCUUACUUCUGGUUUGCCCCGACCCUGGUAUACCAGCCCGUCUAUCCCCGGACGGAGCGCAUCCGAUGGUCGUUCGUGGGGAAGCGCAUGUUUGAGUUCUUCAGCUUGCUCGUUUUCAUCUGGCUCCUCUCGGCGCAGUAUGCGGCCCCGGUUCUGCGCAACUCGAUCGACAAAAUCGCUACCCUGGACAUCGCGUCCAUUAUGGAGCGGGUGAUGAAGCUGUCCACCAUCUCCCUCAUCAUCUGGCUUGCCGGGUUCUUCGCCCUCUUCCAGGCUUUGCUGAACGCCUUGGCGGAGGUGAUGCGGUUUGGCGAUCGCGAAUUCUACACGGACUGGUGGAACAGCUCCAGUCUGGGGAUGUACUGGCGGUCCUGGAAUCGGCCUGUGUAUCUCUUCAUGAAGCGCCAUGUCUAUUCACCCAUGAUUGGACGGGGCUGGAGUCCUCUGGCGGCCAGCUCUGCGGUCUUUACCAUUUCCGCCAUUCUGCACGAGCUGCUGGUGGGCAUUCCCACUCAUAAUCUCAUCGGUAUGGGUCCUCGUCUGUAUUCCCCGCGUAUCGACUUGUGUCGUGCUAACUGGCCGUUAGGUGUUGCGCUCGUGGGGAUGCUAUUCCAGUUGCCCCUGAUUGCGAUGACGGCACCAAUGGAGAAGAAGCAAGGUCCUGCCGGUAGGGCCAUGGGGAACUCCAUCUUCUGGAUCAGCUUCUGUCUGGUGGGCCAACCAUUGGGAGCCUUGCUGUACUUCUUCGCAUGGCAAGCUAAGUAUGGCAGUGUGAGCCGAAUGUGAGCCAGAAGAAUGUAGGAGAAAUAAGGGGUCUAGUGUAAUCAGCCGGCGUGUUUUUUCUGCCAAAUCCUCCGGAUCGGCCGCAGAGAAGCAAGUCUAAGCUUCGCUAGAAUUGGUAAUCGAAUGUUCCUUGACAGCCUGUGAUAACACAACACGUAUGCGCCUUCUGGCUGAUUGUGUAUAAGCAGGAUGAUCUGAACCAAAGAGCCACUAUGCAUCUGGUGUUU